Miscanthus lutarioriparius is the source of this 1095-nucleotide messenger RNA. The record is from the annotation of a GenBank genome assembly. NCBI's taxonomy places the organism in Eukaryota, Viridiplantae, Streptophyta, Magnoliopsida, Poales, Poaceae.
AUGACCCAUAUGGAAAUGAUUAAAGCAAUCAAAGGUCAUGGCUACCAUGAUGAAUUGGUUAUUCCUAUCAUCGAGAACACUCCUUAUGAGUAUGAGCUCACUGACUCCUUAAGUGAGGCGAUUGCAGCAUACCCAAAGGCAACGGCUGUCCUUGUGCGAAACCAUGGAAUAUUUGUGUGGGGUGACUCCUGGAUCAGUGCCAAGACACAGGCUGAAAGUUAUCAUUAUCUUUUAGAUGCCGCCAUCAAGCUCUAUCAAUUAGGUAUUGAUUGGACAACUCCUGAACAUGGUCCAAUAGCAAAGAGACCACACAAAACUUUGAGCCCUGGAAUUUCUAAUGGAAGUCAUGCUGCUGAAUCACCCGUGCAGUGUGUUGUACUUGACAUUGAGGGCACAACCACUCCAAUAUCAUUCGUGACUGAUGUUAUGUUCCCUUAUGCCCGUGAUAAUGUACGAAAACAUCUAACUUCUACAUUUGAUUCUGAAGAAACCAAAGAAGACAUCAAACUAUUGCGCCUACAGAUUGAAGAUGAUUUAAGAAACAGAAUUCUUGGGGCUGUGCCAGUUCCACCUGAUGAGGCUGGCAAAGAAGAGGUUAUCGAUUCGUUGGUCUCUAAUGUUGAAUCGAUGAUUAAAGCAGACCGAAAGAUUACAUCACUGAAACAACUUCAGGGUCAUAUAUGGAGGACUGGAUUUGAAAAGAAGGAAAUACAAGGAGUACUCUUUGAGGAUGUUCCCGAUGCACUAAAGAACUGGCAUUCUAGUAACAUAAAGGUUUACAUAUACUCAAGUGGCAGUAGAGAGGCACAAAAGCUUCUAUUUGGCAACACAAUGUAUGGUGACCUACGAAAGUUCCUUUGUGGAUAUUUUGACACCACUAUCGGGAACAAAAGAGAAACUAGGAGCUAUUUUGAGAUCUCUCAAUCACUUGGGGUCGAUAAUCCAUCUCAAAUCUUAUUCAUAACUGAUGUCUUCCAAGAAGCCAUUGCUGCAAAAGACGCUGGUUUUGAGGUGGUAAUAUCUAUCCGUCAGGGAAAUGCUCCGGUUCCUGAGAAUCAUGGAUUCCGCACUAUCAAAUCGUUCAGCGAGAUCUGA